Molecule: messenger RNA, 2011 nt
Organism: Aspergillus steynii IBT 23096
Lineage: Eukaryota; Fungi; Ascomycota; Eurotiomycetes; Eurotiales; Aspergillaceae
Product: NAD-dependent succinate-semialdehyde dehydrogenase
Exons: 4
Coding region: 403-2001 (532 amino acids)
Biological process (GO): GABA catabolic process
Molecular function (GO): succinate-semialdehyde dehydrogenase (NAD+) activity
Source: RefSeq, a predicted model, not a curated record
GAUGCCCGGAAUGCGACCGUGAAGAAGGAAAUCCAGAUCGAUGACGUCGUCCACGUGAUGCGGAGCUUCCCCGCCUGGCGGAAUGCCUGCAGCGCUCGGAGGGAAAUCUGGCUGUCUCCCACGGCGAUAGUUAGACUCUAGUUUCCUCGCUCGCCCUUGCCAUUGCGUUAUAAGGAUCCGCCAUCCCGAGAUUUCACGCAGUCAAUUUCUCUUGUCAGUACUCCUCCCAUUCCAUUCGUCGCUCCUCAGCCCUUCUUUCCGUUACACCCCGAGAUCAUCCCCCGCAUUUCUUCGACCGGGAGAACGAGGAAUCAGACGGAAACUUAGUUCGCUCGGCCUUCUGUCCGAGAUCCUGUGGCGCAUAGGAUUUAUAAUUGAGAGGGAGGCACGCUCGUUGACACCAUGGAAAGACUCAUUCGUCCUGUUUCUCGACACUUUUUGAGACCGCGCCCACGUUACCCUUUUUCGAUUCCGCCGGCCAUUUACGCUAAAAGACUAUACACGAUGGGCCACACGGUACCUACUUUGAAAGAUCAGUCUCUCUUCAUUGACAAGGCCUAUGUCAAUGGCGAGUGGGUUGGAGCCCAGUCCGGACAGACCUUCGAAAUCCACGACCCCGCUUCUGGAAAGCUCAUUGGAACAUGCCCCGAGUUCACCGCCGCAGACACCCAGAAGGCUAUCCAGGCCGCUACGGAUGCGUUCUCGACAUUCCGCAACACUUUGCCCCGCGAGCGUGCCCGCAUGCUCCGUCGGUGGUAUCAAUUGAUGAUCGAUAAUGCAGAUGAUCUGGCGACUCUGAUUACUUGGGAGAACGGAAAGCCCUUCGCGGACGCUAAGGGCGAGGUGAACUACGCUGCCGGUUUCUUCGAGUGGUUCAGUGAGGAAGCCCCCCGUAUCUAUGGUGACACGAUCCCUUCCUCCGUGGCCAGUAACAGGGUGAUUACCCUGAAGCAACCGGUCGGUGUUUGCGGUCUUAUCACGCCAUGGAACUUCCCUGCUGCCAUGAUCACGAGAAAGGUCGGCCCUGCUCUGGCGGCUGGCUGCACUGUGGUCGUCAAGACCCCCGGAGAGACCCCUUACACUGCCAACGCUCUUGCGGAGCUGGCAAACCGCGCCGGCAUUCCCAAGGGUGUUUUCAACAUCGUCACCGCUAUGAAGAAUACCCCUGAGGUUGGCGAGACGAUAACCACUAGCCCCGAUGUCCGCAAAGUGUCGUUCACCGGCUCAACCAAUGUCGGUAAGCUGCUCAUGAAGCAGUCGGCUUCCACCAUCAAGAAGGUGUCCUGGGAGCUGGGAGGUAACGCUCCUUUCAUUGUCUUCGACGAUGUCGAGGACCUCGAUACCGCUGUCGCCGGCGCCAUCGCCUCCAAGUUCCGCAGCUCUGGCCAGACCUGCGUGUGCGCCAACCGCAUCUACGUGCAGCGCGGCGUCUACGACGAAUUCGCGAAACGAUUCGUCGAGAAAGUCAAGACCUUCAAGCUCGGCGCUGGUUUCGGAGAAGGCGUCACCCACGGCCCGGUCAUCCACGGUCGCGCCAUCAACAAGGUCGACGAGCACGUCCAGGACGCCACCUCUAAGGGCGCCAAGGUGGUCGCCGGAGGCCGCAAGGUCCCCGAUCUGGGCCCCAACUUCUACGACCCGACCGUAUUGACCGAGAUGAACAAGGACAUGCUGCUUGCUUCCGAGGAGACCUUUGGCCCUGUCGCGGGCCUGUUCCCCUUCGAAUCGGAGAAGGAGGUCGUUGAUCUGGCGAACCGCGCCGAGGUCGGUCUUGCCGGGUACUUCUUCAGCGGUAACGUUCGACGGAUCUUCCGCGUGGCCGAGGCCUUGGAAGUGGGAAUGGUUGGUGUCAACACUGGUCUCAUUAGCGAUGUUGCCUCUCCGUUCGGCGGUGUUAAGCAGAGUGGAUUCGGCCGCGAGGGCAGCAAGUACGGCAUCGAGGAGUUCCUCACGAUCAAGAGCGUUACGUUCGGAGGAAUGGGUGAGCCUCUGCAGACGUAAAAAAAAAAAA